AUAGAAGGACCAAAUUAGAAUGCUUACCAUACUUCAGCAUAUGUGUGCUUUAUAAACUUGUAAUUAUGCUCAGCAUGCCCGAAAUUCUUUUUAACCCCUUCAUCAGCCUCUACUCAGACAGGCUACUUUGAAAGCUUCAACUUGUCGGAUUUGUUUCAUUGAUCCGGAUUUGAUUACUUGAUCACGGUCAAGUGUGAAAUAUCAUUCAUGAGUGGAAAUUAAACACCAUUAACACCAGCUGAACGCUCGCAACAGGGGGUCUGGGCAGAAUCAACGUCACAUGCACAAACAUAUUUAAAUGAAAACAUUCAAAUUUAUGUCAAGCCCACACAGAUUAAGUGAACGAUAAAAAACCGCCGACGUAAAAGCCGUUAUUAACGCCAGCUUCGUUAACAUUUACGAGUUGAAACGUACAAGAAAAGCACUAAUUUAUGGUUGUUUGGAAAGAAGGCGCAUUACUUUGUCUGUUGAUUGUACGUUGAGAAAUUCGAAGGAAAAAUUUCCCUGUCAGUGUGGAGUCUCGAGUCGAUUUGUCAAAUAAACUUUAAUUUGAAGUCAUGGGCAAUUUAUUAAUGUUCUCGCUCGACCGUCUUUCAAAUGCCAUUUCCUCGCCACAUCAUAUUGUUAUGAUCGGUUUGGAUGGCGCUGGUAAGACAAGUUUAUUGUACAAAGCCAAGUGGAAAGAGCUCGUUAAAGUGCAUCCUACAAUGUCAUUUAAUGUGGAGUGUUUGAAUAUUACGAAGAAAAUCAAGUAUAAGAUUUGGGAUAUUGGAGGUCGUGAGUCAAACAGACCUUUAUGGAAGGCUUAUGUUCGUCGCAGCGAGGCUAUCGUGUUUGUUGUAGACAGUACGGAGUCUAGUCGCUUCGAGGAAGCUCGUCACGAACUUUUCAAUUUAUUGAACUCGGAAUCAGCACAAUUGAAUUCUCGUGUACCGAUUUUAGUUCUGGCCAAUAAACAAGACUUGGCUGGUGCUAUGUCUUGUGACUUGCUUGCAAGCGAAUUGACGUUAAAUUCGCUAAACGAAAGACAUCUGUGGCACAUUGAGCCGAUAUCUAUUCAAGCUGGAGAUGGAUUUCUCCAAAGCUUAAAAACUUUGGGCAAAAUGAUAGCGCAAAGCCGCGGUAAGGAGUCGUUAGAGGAUAAAACCCCUAAAAUACAUAGAAGAACUCUUAUUAAAAUUCCAAAGAACAAUCACGAACUCUUAAAUAAGGACCACGAAGGUAUUCUUGUUUGAUAGAAAACAGAGAGAUAUUAGGAUUUAAAAGAUUGUAAUCAAGUAUUUUUAAAAUUCCAAAGAAAAAUCACGAACUCUUAAAUACGGCCACGAAGGUAUUCUUGUUUGAUAGAAAACAGAGAGAUACAGGAUUUAAAAGAUUGUAAUCAAGUGUUUUUUUAUCAAAGAGAUAAGAGUUAGAUAUUAAAUAUGCAAAAGCGAUCAAGUACAAAGUACUGUCUACAAAGAAUAUAUUGGCCCGCUAUCAGUCUUACAAUGACAGAUGUAGCGUCUAGUAUUUUGAAUAAAAUAUGUGCAAUAAAAUAAGCAAGUUCACGUAGCUAAAUGUAUUAAAACGAUUAAAUAUAAUUUUUCUUUUUGCACUGUGUAUAUUUUCUCAAUAAUCAGUUUAUGGGAAUGUAUAAUAGGUAUUGUAAUUUCAAAGUAAAUCACUCGUCACACUGUA
Xenia sp. Carnegie-2017 is the source of this 1680-nucleotide messenger RNA. RefSeq names its product ADP-ribosylation factor-like. NCBI's taxonomy places the organism in Eukaryota, Metazoa, Cnidaria, Anthozoa, Malacalcyonacea, Xeniidae. Gene Ontology annotation, molecular function: GTPase activity; GTP binding. Bases 558 to 1235 code for a protein of 225 amino acids. Gene Ontology annotation, cellular component: cytoplasm. Gene Ontology annotation, biological process: intracellular protein transport; vesicle-mediated transport. The transcript has a single exon. The record is from RefSeq and is a predicted model, not a curated record.